AAAAUAAAAGACAUGUAUUGAAUUUGUUAUUUCUAGUUUUUUCACAUAGAUUCAAAGCUGAAAACUACCACACUCAUUUCCCUCCCCCAGCUCACAUCCAGCAGUUUUCGGAUCACCUCUAAUUUUUUUUUAUCUUUUAUUUUUUAUUUUUCUUUCAAGUGUUUCUUCUUACGGAUUUAUAACUGUAAUGUUCUUUUCUCUUCACCCUGAUCAAAUUUCAUUAAUUUUUGGUGUAUCAAUUAACUGUAAGAAAAUGAGUUCUGGGGAGCUUCUCAGCGUCGAGCCAUUGGAAAUGAAAUUCCUAUUUGAGCUGAAGAAGCAGAUCUCUUGUUCUCUGCAAGUGUCGAACAAAACCGACAAUCAUGUCGCUUUCAAGGUUAAGACGACCAAUCCCAAGAAAUAUUGUGUUCGGCCAAACACGGGGAUCGUUUUGCCCCGUUCUACGUGCGACAUUGUUGUCACAAUGCAGGCCCAGAAGGAGGCUCCUGCAGAUAUGCAGUGCAAGGACAAGUUUUUGCUUCAGAGUGUAGUUGCCAACUCUGAUGCAACUCCAAAAGAUAUAACUGCAGAAAUGUUUAACAAGGAGCAAGGGAAUGUUGAAGAGUGCAAGUUGAAAGUGGUCUAUGUUGCACCACGUCAACCACCGUCCCAAGUUUCCGAGGGAUCUGAAGAAGGAUUUUCCCAAGGAGUCUCUGCCUUAGAAAAUGGAGUUGAGGGUACUCGCACUUAUGUUGAUAGUCAAGACAAAUUACCAGAGGUGAAGUCUCUCGUUUCAAAAUUGACAGAGGAAAAAGCUGCUGCCAUUCAACGAGGCAACAAAUUUCGUCAAGAAUUGGAACUAUUGAAACGCAAAAGUAACAAAAGUGGAGGAGUAUCCAUGACUUUCGUGAUCAUAAUCGGCUUGGUGGGUGUAAUUUUGGGGUACCUCAUGAAAAGGACAUAAAUCGUUCGGUAGCAUCUCGUUUUUCAGCUUUUUUAUAUUCUAUUUGUCUUACUUCACCCCCACACUCACUUAUGAAAGCGUGUCGGAACAAAAAGGGAAGUUCUUGAGGACAAAUCUUAUGUCUCGGAUUCGUGUUAGCAGCCGAUGUUUUCUUCUGUUUUAGGUAAACGGUACGUCUUGGUAAGCUCGACGAUAUUUGCUUUAUCAACAUUCUUUUGUAGCUUGGAUAAAAACAUUCUGUAUCUGUGUGUAUUGUGAAGAGAAAGAUUAUUCAGCAGAUUAUUUAUUAAUCCAGUGUCUAGCCAUCAAGCCUUGGUAAAUCCCUCCCCAAAGUGUGUGAUCUGAUCUGAGUGACUCCUUAUGAUGUAUUUUGAAGUUUGAACUACAGAAUUUUGUUACCAUUUGUAGGCUCUCUUUAUAAGCGUUGAACAAGCGUUGUAUUUAGGCAUACUGAACAAAUAUGCAUUGAUCAUCACCAAAUGAUAUACUUUGAAAAUAACAUGAAAAAAAAUAAUGAUAUUUUACA
Striga asiatica is the source of this 1469-nucleotide messenger RNA. The record is from the annotation of a GenBank genome assembly. Lineage: Eukaryota; Viridiplantae; Streptophyta; Magnoliopsida; Lamiales; Orobanchaceae.